AUGAAGGGAGGACUUGCUGCCGCAGCCCUGGCGGCCCUGGCUGGCGGCGUCAGUGCUGCUUUCCACGGUCACGGCCACGGCCAUCUCUUCGCCAAGAGGAGCAACCAGACGGGCGAGGUCUGCCUGCCGGAAUGCACCACCAUUUGGUCCGUCGUGACCGGAGAGGCCACCCUUGUUCCUGGAACUAAGACGACGACGGCCUUCUCUACCGAAACAACCACUAUCACCGUCCCGGCGAUCAACGGCGCUCCAGUAACACCUGGUGUCCACACCUUCCCGGCCACCACGAUCACCGUCACCGAAGCCACCACCGUGUGCGCUGCCGCGUCAGGCAUGGUGACCGCCGGUACUCGCGUUGUCAGCGGUGUCACUACCAUUGUCGAGGGCGCCACCAACAUAGAGUGCCCUGUCGCAACGGUCUACAACCCAGGAACCUACAUCGCCCCCGAGCAGGUUGUCACCGUGACCAAGACCGGGUACGUCUACUACUGCCCCUUGAGCAAGUCGGGCCUGUCCACUUCUACUCCUGCGCCCGCCCCCCAACCCACGGAGGCUGUCCCGCCGCCGCCUCCCGCUUCGACGUACGAGGCCCCCGCUCCCUCCACGGAGGAGGAGGCCCCUCUCCCGUCCGCCGAGGUUCCCGUUAUUUCGACUGAGAAGGAGAUCCCCGCUGGGCCUGCUGAGGAGAAGGUGCCUGUCACGACUCAGGAGGAGAUCCCCGCUGGGCCUGCUGAGGAGAAGGUGCCUGUCACGACUCAGGAGGAGAUACCCACUGGGCCUGCUGAAAAGAAGGUGCCCGUUACGACCCAUGUAGAGGUCCCCGUUGCCCCGAGCCACAAGCAGACUUCUCCACCUGCCUAUUCUCAGCCCGGCCCGGCCCCCAAGCACGGCGACUCUGGAAAACUGGUGAGCGGUAAUGACCAUUUCGGCAUCACUUACACCCCCUACCAGCCGUCCGAUGGCAAGUGCAAGUCUUCGGAGCAGGUCGACAAGGACAUUUCCGAGCUCAAGAAGGCAGGCUUCACCACAGUCCGCGUCUACUCGACCGACUGCCGCACCCUUGAGAACGUGGGCAAUGCCUGCGACAAGUACAAGGUGCAGAUGAUUGUCGGUGUCUUCGUCAAGGACAAGGGCUGCAGCUAUGAUGCUCCAGCCAUUAAGGAGCAGAUUGACGAGCUCUCCAAGUGGAACAAGUGGGGUCUUGUCAGUCUCGUCGUGGUCGGCAAUGAGGCCAUCAUGAACGGCCACUGCAGCCCCCGCCAGCUGCGCGACCUCAUCACCACGGUCAAGUCUAAGUGCCCCAGCUACAAGGGCAAGUACACCAUCUCGGAGACUCUCAACGUCUGGCAGCGUCCCGAUGUCAAGUCGGAGAUCUGCGGCGUGGUUGAUGUCACGGGCGCCAACAUCCACCCCUACUUCAACUCCAACGUGUCGCCCGGCUCGGCCGGUGAGUUUGUCGCCGGUCAGCUCGACCUCCUGUCCAAGAUCUGCGGCCACAACGAGGUCAUCAACCUGGAGUGCGGCUGGCCCACGCGCGGCAACUGCAACGGCAAGGCUUGCCCCGGCAAGACGCAGCAGGCCGAGGCCAUCAAGUCGAUCCGCGAGAAGACGGGCAGCAAGACCGUCUUCUUCUCCUACGAGGACGACAUGUGGAAGGAGGCCGGCUCGUGCGGCUGUGAGCAGAGCUGGGGCACCGCGGCCUCGUUCAAGACCGGAAUUUCCUACUAG
Hirsutella rhossiliensis is the source of this 1728-nucleotide messenger RNA. RefSeq lists its product as uncharacterized. Gene Ontology annotation, cellular component: cell surface; fungal-type cell wall; extracellular region. NCBI's taxonomy places the organism in Eukaryota, Fungi, Ascomycota, Sordariomycetes, Hypocreales, Ophiocordycipitaceae. Gene Ontology annotation, molecular function: glucan endo-1,3-beta-D-glucosidase activity; 1,3-beta-glucanosyltransferase activity. The transcript is spliced from 3 exons. The coding region runs from base 1 to 1728 and encodes 575 amino acids. The record is from RefSeq and is a predicted model, not a curated record. Gene Ontology annotation, biological process: cell wall organization.